Tetrahymena thermophila SB210 is the source of this 2739-nucleotide messenger RNA. Its product is annotated as cation channel family protein. The transcript has 5 exons. The record is from RefSeq and is a predicted model, not a curated record. Lineage: Eukaryota; Ciliophora; Oligohymenophorea; Hymenostomatida; Tetrahymenidae.
AAAAAAUUUAAAAAAUUAUUAAGUAAAUAAAUAAUUUGCUUAUUAGAGUAAAAAAGUAAAAGUAAGGCAAAAAAAUACUUAAGUAAAUAAAUCAAAUAAAUGAGUUUAGAUGAAGAGGGAACAAGUGAACACUAUCGAUAGAAAACUUUCCUUUUAAACUAAACUGAGUAGGAUUUAAACAGGUUAAAGCAUCUGCAUGAAAGAUUGGAAGAUUCAUGCCAUAGUGAAUAGUAGAAUUAAAGUAGAAUUGAAGAUAUUUCAACGUUUCCUUUAAAUUAAGUUCAUACAAAAAAGAGCUAAAUUGAUAAUGAACAUUAUUACUAGACAGAAUAAUGCAGUAAUAAUUAAAGUAAGCUCUCUUAAAAAAACAAAGGAACACUAAACAAGAGUUUCACAUAAUCCCACCUAUAUAGCCGCAAUAAAUUAGAAGAAUUUGAAAUAAUUUCAAAGUCUCCAACUUAAAAAGUUAUAAAUGUGUAAUUAAAUGAUUUAAAACAAGAAAUAUAAAGGGAAGAAAACAAUUUAGUUAAUAAAUCUUCAAAUUCAUUUAUUUCUAAAUUAAGAGACCAAAAACUCACAUCAAAAAAAACUAAUAGCAAGCCUUCUACUGCUUUUGAUAUAAAAAAAAUGUUCUUUAUUAAAAGAGGAGUAGUUAACUUUUUUAAAAAUAAAACUCUGUCAGGAAGAAAUUACCUCUUAAAAAACAAUAAAAUAAAGUAAUUUAUAAAUGAUUAGGCUUCUAUUGAUGAUUAAAUUUAAUAAUCUUGGAUUAAACUCUAAAUUGAAAAUCUAUUUGGGCAUAUUAUUGCUUGCAUGUACUACUUGACGGGUAAAAUUGAAUUAGAAUUUUUAAAUAAUGAUACAACUUGGUUCGAUGAAAGUAUAGGCUCAGAUGGAACUUGGUGGAAGUUAUAUCUUCAAGCCUUCUAUUGGUCACUAACAUUAAUGGCAACAGGAUCUAAUGAAGCAAGAACAACUUUAUAAAUUUUCUUUACUUCGUUUAUAAUGUGCUUUACAACAAUUAUAUUUGGGUACUUUAUCAGUGUAAUUGGUAUUAUUCUUGUUCAAAUGGAUGAAGAAGAAGAUAAUAAGAGAAGAGACAUAAAUAUUAUCAAUGAUUUUAUGAGAAGGCGAAAUAUUAGCAAGAAUUUGUAAAGAAGAGUAAAUUUAGACUUGGAAUACUAUUAUAAAAAGAAUUUUAAAAAGAAAUAAAUUGAAAAUUAAUUAGUGCUUAGUAAAAUAUCUUAGCAUUUAAAUGAAUAAAUACUUAGGGAGUAUUAUGGUAUUAUAAUUUAAAAAAUAUCAUUUCUGAACUAAAAUUUUAGUGAAUAAUCUAUAAAUUAAUUAUGUUUAACAAUGGAAGAAGUUCAAUACUUACCAAACUAGAUUAUUUAUGAUGAAAAUGAUCAUGAUGAUUUUAGCCUUGUUUACAUUUAAUCAGGAGAGGUUGAACUUAUUCAAACAACAUCUAAGGAUAAUCACAACAAUCAUAUAAUUGAUACUAUUAAGUAAAAUUCUAUAUUAGGAUAAGAGAAUUUCUUUACAGGUACCUUAAGAAGCUGUCGGGCAAGAGCUAAAACAUUCACUUCUGCGAUAAAAAUUUCAAGAAAUAAAUUUAUAGAAAUAAUUAAGAAUAAUGAAAGUGAGUAUGAAAAAUUUUUAUUUAUAAAAGACAAAAUACUUUUGUAUUAAAAUUAUGAUACAAUCAAAAUAAGUUGCUAUAUUUGUAAUAAAUUCUCUCAUUUCACAGGAGAUUGUCCUCUUGUUCAUUUUGAUAAAAAUGAAAGUUAUAAUAAGAUGGGAUAUCUUUAAAAAGUUAAGUAAUAAAGAUCUCCAUAUAAAAGAAGUAAAUAAAAAUCUCAAAACACCUUAUUACUAAUAACUAAGAUCAAUUAUGCAACACAAUAAUUAAUUUCUAAUCAAAAUUUUGAUGGCUUUGCAUAAGAAAAUGAAGUUAGUGAGGUAUCUACUGAAAGUCCAUUUUGUGAAGAAGGAGAAAUAUCUUAAGAAUUGAGCAAAGGUUAAGAGGAAAUAAAAAAAUCUGAUGAAAAUAUUCUAAGUAAAGAUCUAUCUCCUACAGUUAAUAAAAAUGAAUUACUGUUUAAUAAAUAAGAAGACGAAAAAGAAGAAGUUUAAGAACAAGAAUAGGGAUAAGAAGAAUUAGAUUUACUUUAAAUUUCAAAUAAAGAUUCUUUAUAAAAAAAUUUAAAUAUAUGCUCACCAUUAAAAUUAAAAAAAGAAUAUUCAAAAGAAAAUUAGUUGAAGCCGUUAUAAAUAUAAUAAACUAUAUCAGAAGAAUAUAAUUUUGACUCUAAAUAAAAGAAAUAAAAUGAAAAAUAAAUGAGUUUGAGCAGCUUAAAGCAUAUUAGUAAACUAGAUAUGUUUUAAUAGUAAAGUUAUCUUGAGUAAAUGGCAUCUUCUCCUUUAGCUAUCUAGUCUCCUUCAAAAAGAAUGAUCAAUAGAAUCUAAAAAAGAAACUCAACAAAUUUGGCAGAAAAUCGUAGAAAUGCUACACGUCUGUAAACAGCUAUACAAUUCAAAUCAAUAUUAGAUAUAGAAGAAAGUAAUAACAAAUUCCGAAAAGACCUAAUAUUGUGGAAUUUUGAUCUUUAAAAAGAUUAUCAAAUAUAUUUUCCUGAAGGCAAUAAAUUAUUUAGAAUAUAGCAGUAAAAUGCUUAGCUCAAAAAAAAAUAAAAGAAAUAACUAAAAAAAUAAAACAAGAAAUAAUUAAUAUUUUGA